Protopterus annectens (West African lungfish) is the source of this 2333-nucleotide messenger RNA. RefSeq names its product four and a half LIM domains 5 (gene FHL5). The transcript has 6 exons. Gene Ontology annotation, molecular function: transcription coregulator activity. Gene Ontology annotation, cellular component: nucleus; Z disc. Lineage: Eukaryota; Metazoa; Chordata; Ceratodontiformes; Protopteridae. The record is from RefSeq and is a predicted model, not a curated record. Bases 155 to 997 code for a protein of 280 amino acids.
AGUAUUUAUAGUGAGACGUCCUACUAACUAAUCCACGCGGUGUGUCUAUUAGCAGUUCUUGUUAUAGCAAACCAUCCUGUUACUACACUGUGACAGCUACAAGAAGGGUAUUCGUCACUCAGCAUAGCCUGUAACAGUUUACAGAUAAGUGAACAUGGCAACUGAACAUUUUGACUGUUAUUACUGCAAGGAGAAUCUUCUCGGCAGCAAAUAUGUCUUGAGAGAGGACAACCCAUACUGUGUCAAAUGUUACAACACUCUCUUUGCCAACAACUGUGAAGACUGCAAGAAACCCAUUGGUUGUGAUUUCAAGGACCUUUCCUACAAGGAUCGCCAUUGGCAUGAAGGAUGCUUCAAGUGUGCUAAAUGUGCCAGGUCCCUGGUGGAAAAACCUUUUGCUGCUAAGGAUGAACUCCUUCUAUGUACUGAAUGCUACUCUAAUGAAUACUCCUCCAAAUGUUUUCAGUGCAAGAAAACCAUCAUACCUGGUACACGUAAAAUGGAGUUCAAAGGAAACAGUUGGCAUGAGACCUGCUUUUCCUGUAAACGUUGCCGUCAGCCAAUUGGAACAAAACCGUUUAUUCCCAAGGACAAUGAUAGCUACUGUGUACCAUGUUUUGAAAAGCAGUUUGCUUAUCACUGCACCUCCUGCAAGAAGGCUAUAACUACUGGUGGAGUGACCUAUCAUGAUCAGCCUUGGCACAAGGAGUGUUUCCUGUGCACUGGAUGUAAGAAACAACUUUCUGGGAAGAGAUUUACAUCCCGAGAUGAGUUCCCAUACUGCCUUGACUGUUUUAGUAAUCUCUAUGCCAAAAAAUGCUUCAACUGUACCAAAGCCAUUAGUGGUCUUGGUGGUGCCAAGUAUAUUUCGUUUGAAGAAAGGCAGUGGCACAGUGAGUGCUUUAACUGCAUGAAAUGUUCUAUCUCACUGGUUGGCAGAGGAUUCCUUACACAGAGAGAUGACAUUCUGUGCCCUGAAUGUGGCCGCGGAAUAUAAAGAUGAAUAUAUGAAGACUGGGGCUGUGUCAUUUCAACUUUCAUUACAGUUGCAAUCAAUGUUUAGAAAAAUCAAGAACUGAUAUAUUUACCUAGAAAAAGCAUUGUUAUAUUUUAGCUGCAUUUUCUCAGCUGCUUCAAAUGUAUUACAUAUAUUAAGGCUUUCUUUUCAGAAGAUGAUGCAAAUGCUAUCUCACUGAAAGUAGGAUGAAUCACCUAGUGCAUUUCAGUUUUAAAAAUCGCUAUGCAUAUUUAGUUGUGUGUGAUGUAUCCAAAAUACAAGGUAAGAAACAAAUAAGUACAGUAUUUAGACUUUGUUCCAUUUAUGAAAUCAAAACUAAUGAUACUCAGCAUGUUUCCAUAACAGACAAAAGUGAUAUGCUAAUGGUAUGCAUUUUUUUCUGAAGACAUUGCUUAAAUUUGCGACAGUUAACUCUGUGAAGUUAUCUAGUACUACAGAUGCUACAAGCAAACAGCAAAGCUUUGUGUAUAUUGAUACAUGUUCAAAGCACUUUUGAUAUACAAGUUACAUAGCAUUAUUCACCAAGUUUCGUUUGCAUUUUCUAGGCAAGAACAGACUAUAUUACACUGCAUAUAAACUAUGCUUAUGGGUAAGGGUAUUGUUUUAGUUUUAAUUAUGGAGGAAUGCUUAGAUUCGGCAAUACCUAUACACAAAUCUGUCUCUUCCUGGAUAUGAACUGGUAGAGAUCAACAGGAGAUAAGUUGUAAAAGAUGCAUGCUUCCAUCUCAGUCUUGGAACAGUUUAUCAGUUUGGAAACUGUAGGUGAGGUACAAUAUGCUGUUUGCCAUUCACUACACCUUACCAUGUUACCUGCUUUGUAUUUGAGAUACUUCAACGUACUUACGUCUGUGAGCCAAUCCCUUACAUCAUGAGUCAUCACCUAACCAAUAGCAUAUACAACAUCUUCCAUGAUGGCAUUUGCCAGAAUGCUUUGUGUUAACCAGUCUUAGGACAUUAUUGUACACCAGAGAAUAGAAAAUAACUGCCUCUAAUCAUCUCCAAGACCUAGGAUUAAGUCUAAAACUUUGUUAUCUAACUGGAAUUGUUAUCCCCUCUUCUGUCUACCUCUCUCUUUUGGGUAUUCUGGUUAACUGUCAUUUCUUAAGGACAUACUACUUAGGCUGACUGGCUAAUCUAAAUUACCAUUAUUCAUCUUGUAAUAUGGAACGCUUCUCAAGUCACACUUGUAAAGGAGUUUUUGGUACAGGGGCAUUUACCUGGUCUGCCUAAAUAAAGUAACAUAAAUAAGUAAAUGAAUGAAUGCAUCUUGGAAGAUAUUGUGAAAAACAGAAUAAAUAUAUUCUUGUAAAGCUGA